Messenger RNA from Carica papaya (papaya), 1581 nucleotides. RefSeq names its product alpha/beta-Hydrolases superfamily protein. Lineage: Eukaryota; Viridiplantae; Streptophyta; Magnoliopsida; Brassicales; Caricaceae. The record is from RefSeq and is a predicted model, not a curated record.
AAGCACAAAAAAGAAACAUCCUCUGAAAAGAAAGGGAAAAAGAGAAGGAAUGUUCACUCAUCAUCAUCAUCAUCAUCAUCAUCAUCAUCAUCUUCUUCUUCUUCUUCUUCUUCUUCUUCUUCACCUUCCAAUCCAAGCUAACUGAUUUUUUUAGAGAGAGAAAGUGCGUUUGUGAAGUGAAGAACAGAAGAUGGGUGGGGUGACUUCAUCAAUGGCUGCAAAGUUCGCAUUUUUCCCACCCAACCCACCGUCAUAUAAGCUAAUCAAUGAUGAUGCUACUGGCCUCUUGCUCAUGGACCCUUUCCCCCACCGAGAGAACGUCGACGUUUUACGCCUGCCCACGCGCCGCGGCACUGAGAUCGUCGCCAUGUACGUCAGGUAUCCCAUGGCUACCUCUACUCUUCUAUACUCCCAUGGAAAUGCUGCUGACAUCGGCCAGAUGUAUGAGCUCUUUAUCGAACUCAGCAUUCACUUGCGUGUCAAUCUCAUGGGGUAUGACUACUCUGGGUAUGGGCAGUCAUCGGGAAAGCCCAGCGAACAGAAUACUUAUGCAGAUAUUGAAGCUGCAUAUAAGUGUCUUGAAGAGAAUUAUGGUGCUAAGCAGGAAAACAUUGUCCUAUAUGGUCAGUCAGUUGGUAGUGGUCCUACCUUGGACCUUGCUGCUCGGUUGCCUCGACUGAGAGCUGUUGUCCUACAUAGUCCCAUACUAUCUGGGUUAAGAGUCAUGUAUCCUGUAAAGCGUACAUACUGGUUUGACAUAUAUAAGAAUAUUGACAAAAUCCCAUUGGUUAAGUGCCCUGUGCUAGUAAUUCAUGGAACUGCAGAUGAUGUAGUUGACUGCUCUCAUGGGAAGCAGUUGUGGGAAAUGUGCCAAGAGAAAUAUGAGCCUUUAUGGCUCAAAGGUGGAAAUCACUGUGAUUUGGAACUCUAUCCGGAGUACAUUAGGCAUCUGAAGAAGUUUGUAUCAACGGUUGAGAAAUCACCAUCUCGAAGAAGUAGUUGUAGGAGAAGUACAGAUGGAAUCGAACAGGGCAGACGUAGUACUGAUUGGUUUGAAGGUCCAAGGAAGAGCACAGACCGUAGAGAGAAACCAAGGAAGAGCACCGAUAGACCCGAAAAGCUGAAAUAUCAUGAAUACAAGUUUAGUAACAUUGAGAAACUAGAGAAGUUAAGAUUAUCGUGUGAUCAGAUGGAGAGGUCACGGAGAAGCGUGGAAUACCAUGAGAAAUCUAGGAGAAGCAUUGAUCAACAAUUUGAAAGAGCACGGAAGAGCGUGGACUGGUUAGAUAGAAUUCGUGGAUGAUAAAGGCAUUAAAUCCUUAGUAAAAUUUGUGAGUUUGUUGUGGUUGAAAGGUGAGAGAGAAAGUAGAAGAAGAAAAGGAGAGAUGGGUAAAUUGCUUGGGAUUUUAACUUAUUGGUUUAGGAUUUGUGUGAAGUUGCAAAGUAACAUGUUGUGUUAAUGGAUUGUAGAGUUUGAUAUAUUUACUGGUUGUGAUGGGUUUACUUUUAUUGUUAGUGCAACACUUCUGACCUCUCUUCUUUCUUAUUGUUUAAAGGAAAUGAAGCUCAUAAUCUAAUACC